UAAGAGCUUUCCUAAACAACUUGGUCGUUGCUUCUAACAUAUCUUAUGGGUUCGAAGCAGUGGACGAGGUAUGAGGACAAACUGUUUGAGAGUCUUCUGUUGGUGUUCCCAGAAAAUACUCCCAAUAGGUUUGAGGCUAUCGCCGAACAUCUUAAUGUACCGCUUGAAGAGGUGAAGCACUACUACAAAGCUUUGGUCCACGAUAUUAACCUUAUCGAAUCGGAUCAAUAUCCUACUACUAAUUAUCCAGAUGGGAUCCCAUCCCAGACCAAACAUAUGGAGAAAGAAAAGAAGAGGGGAAAACCUUGGACAGAAGAGGAACACAGGCUUUUUCUGGAGGGGCUAGAUAAAUAUGGGAAAGGAGAUUGGAAGAAGAUAUCGAGAAAGAGUGUGAAGACAAAGACCCCAAUGCAAGUCGCAAGCCAUGCACAAAAGUAUUUCCUGAGGCAAGAUGCGAAGAAGAAGGCAAAGAAACGCUCCAGUAUCCAUGACAUAACUUUGAUAGAUCAUGCUGCUAACAAUGUAACCGCACCUCGAUCCGACUUGGACUCUACGAUGGGCCAGACACCUUCUGAUCAGCAGGUGCCUCAAGAACAUCAUCAUUCCGACGAAGACUAUUUGAUUGAGAAGAUGUAUACGUAAAUUCCAAACUAUAAAAUCUUUUUUAUUAAUUGGCUUUUGGUUCUUAGUGUUUUUUUUCUUCUUUUUGUACAUCUAGUUAUUAAACAAUCCAAAUUUGU
This is a messenger RNA of Brassica oleracea var. oleracea, 740 nucleotides long. Its product is annotated as transcription factor DIVARICATA-like. Gene Ontology annotation, molecular function: DNA binding. The transcript is spliced from 2 exons. Lineage: Eukaryota; Viridiplantae; Streptophyta; Magnoliopsida; Brassicales; Brassicaceae. The record is from RefSeq and is a predicted model, not a curated record. Bases 46 to 642 code for a protein of 198 amino acids.